Messenger RNA from Emiliania huxleyi CCMP1516, 1059 nucleotides. RefSeq lists its product as hypothetical. The coding region runs from base 1 to 1059 and encodes 352 amino acids. The record is from RefSeq and is a predicted model, not a curated record. NCBI's taxonomy places the organism in Eukaryota, Haptophyta, Isochrysidales, Noelaerhabdaceae. The transcript has a single exon.
AUGGUUCGCACUGCAAUGGGCCUGCUCGCUGCACUGCUGCCGCUCACGCACUGCGCGCACAUUGUGCACCCGGGCACCCACUGGAUGGACACCGAAGGCAAUCGAAUCGAGGCACACGCUGCAGGGAUGCUCCAGUCUCCACUGGACGCACGUUGGUACUGGUACGGCGAGACGAAGAAGGAGCACGCGGGGCAGUCCGCCACGCAGGGCAUCAACUGCUACUCCGCACCCUCCAUCGCCGGCCCAUGGACGUUUGAGGGGCGAGUGCUCGGCCAAGAUGAUGUCGUGGUACCGGGAGAGCACGGCCGAUGGGUCAUGCAGCGCCCCAAGGUCCUCUUCAACAAUCGCACUCGUCGCUUCGUGCUGUGGUUCCACCUUGACCAGCCCAAGCGAUCGGGCAAGUACAAGUUUCGCCGCGUCGGAACGGCGACGGCGAAGCUCCCCGCCGGACCAUUCACGUUUGUGGCUGGCUUUCGGCCAGACGGCAUACCGUCGCUCGACAUGAACCUCUUCUUGGAUCCGCUGGAUGGGCAAGCUUACCUUAUCCGCGACUGCGCGCACGAUUAUGUCGGCAUCUCGCGCCUAUCAGCUGACUAUCUUAACACGACAGAGGCAGGCGUCAUCGCCAAGCUUCACACCUGCGAGGGCAUGGCGAUGUUCCGUCUUGCUAAUGGAACGUAUUACCUGAUCACAUCGCAUCUGACCGGCUGGAACCCCAAUCCGCUCAUCGCAUGGCGCAGCACGGGGACCGUUCUCGAUCGUAGCACACGCUGGAUCAACUUGGGCAAUCCCACACAAGACGCCACGAGCUUCAACACGCAGCCGACUUAUGUGGUGCGCUAUAGUCCAGCACGGGGGCCUUCCUACUUUGUGUACAUGUCGGACAACUGGUUGCAUUGCGGCCCUCACGGCCUCACCGAUGCGUGCUAUACCUGGCUGCCAAUUGUGCUCAACGAUAGCAGCCCCUUGCCGGUACAAAUCACUUGGCGGAAGAGCUGGGACUUAAAUGAUCCGAGCGGCGGAAGCCACUUGAGUUCAGAUGGUCUACGCCAGGCGUAA